Molecule: messenger RNA, 6432 nt
Organism: Limulus polyphemus (Atlantic horseshoe crab)
Lineage: Eukaryota; Metazoa; Arthropoda; Merostomata; Xiphosura; Limulidae
Product: rho-related BTB domain-containing protein 1-like
Exons: 14
Coding region: 441-2708 (755 amino acids)
Biological process (GO): small GTPase-mediated signal transduction
Molecular function (GO): GTP binding; protein binding; GTPase activity
Source: RefSeq, a predicted model, not a curated record
UUGAGAUGGAAAAAUGAGCAUUAGACAAUAGACACCUAUCACUCAGUUUUGACAGUAACGUGCUUGGUCAUAUGACAACUGUUAGUAUAGAUGCAGGUGGUAAAAAUUGAACUGAGUUUUUUUGUUUUUCAUACGUUUCCGACGUCACAUGAGUUUUAUCUAACGAAUUAUAAUAAAAGAAUGGUGUCUGAUAUAAUAGCAUUGAGACCGUUUAUUGUAGUAAGCCCAGUUUCGUUGAAAUGAUUGGUGGCUCGUUGUAGUGGUCUUAACGUACACGCAACAACUCUUAACAACACUUAGAUAUUUGUGAUUCGCCUACAGCCAUAGCAUGUGAUCGGUCAUCGCCGAAAUACUGAAUGAAAUAGACAACCAAUAAUUUUUCGACGUACAGACAAGCAUCGAGUUGUUAGCCCUCUACCAGUACCAGAGGAUGGACGACUAUGGAUAAUGAACAGCCUCAUCAAGAACACGUCAAGUGUGUGGUUGUUGGAGAUACUGCCGUGGGGAAGACACGACUCAUUUGUGCACGAGCCUGCAAUGCUCGCCUGACCCUGAGCCAGCUGCUGACCCACCACAUCCCAACAGUGUGGGCCAUUGACCAGUAUCGUAUCUACAAGGAGGUAUUGGAACGCUCAUGGGAUGUUGUGGACGGUGUCAGUAUUUCCCUCAGACUAUGGGACACUUUUGGUGACCAUGAUAAAGACAGGAGAUUUGCAUAUGGAAGGUCUGAUGUAGUCCUUUUAUGCUUUUCCAUUGCUAAUCCACUAUCCCUACGGAACUGUAAAGUCAUGUGGUAUCCAGAGAUUCGAAAAUUCUGUCCUCAUACACCAAUAGUGUUGGUUGGGUGUAAAAAUGAUCUCCGGUAUAUGUAUAGGGAUGAAGAAUUCCUAAGUUUGUGUCGAGACCGCAGCCCAUUUUUCAGAGGCACCCAUCCAUGUGUGUCAAGCAGAAACCCUGAAUUGGGAAGACCUUUGCGAGAGACUGACAUCCUAACCCCAGAACAUGGUCGAUUGGUUGCAAAGGAGAUUGGAGCUCCUUACUAUGAAACAAGUGUCCUGACACAUUAUGGUGUGAAUGAAGUGUUUGAGAAUGUAAUCAGAGCUGCUCUUAUAGCUCGAAAGCAACAACGCUUUUGGAUGACCAAUCUAAAACAUGUACAGCGCCCUCUUCUUCAGGUUCCAUUCUGCCCUCCAAAGCAACCACCUCCUGAUAUUUGCGUCCCUGAUUCACAGUUUGAGAGUGAUAUGUUGUCAUUGUUCCAUAGUCAAGUGUUCACUGAUGUCAUAUUUCUUUGUGGAAAAAUAGGUUUUUCCGCCCACAGAGCAGUGUUAGCUGCAAUUAAUGGUUCAUUUUUCAAACUCUUCACCAUGGACCUAUCACCAGAUAUUUCAACAUCUGUCCGCAGCUCAAGUGAGUCUAGUAUGGUUAGCACGCUGGAAAAUGCCCAUAGUAUUUUCAAUGAUGACACAGAACAGCUCAUUUCCCAAAGCACUCCACCAACUUGUGCCUCAUUGCGGCUGCCACGAAGCUCAAACAACAACACUAGUGGUUGCUCGCUGAAUGUUAAUUCAGAUGGUGGCAACAGAGUGACUCAGUGGAAGAGUGUCAGCUUGGUUCAUUCAGAUGAAUCAGGAAAUGCCCCUACAGAAUCAAAACCUGGGGUCUGCAAGGUAAUCAAUCAAGGUGCAUUUCAGUCCAUCAGCCUUGAACCUUGUGAAAGUAUAGACCAUACAGGAAACAUCACCUCAACAGUACAGACAGUUGUGACAAUAUCAAAACAAAUUACUCCUGCAGCUCUCCAACAGUGCUUGAGAUUUUUAUAUACUGGUUCUGUUGACUUGAAGUGUUGUUCCCUGUCUGAGGUACAGUUAGCAGCUGAGUUGCUUGAAAUACCAGAAUUACAGGUGAUUGUUAGUAAUGUACUACAUCGAGAAGACUUUCUCAAUCAAGAAGUACAGCAGAAGUUCCUCCAAAAAGUAAGAGCACGUGUAAAGGAAGUUUGUGUCAAGCAGGGUCUUUUCUCAGAUGUCUUAUUUCAACUGGAAGAUGGUUUAUGUGCUGCCCAUCGUCCCCUAUUAGUCGCUCGCUGUGAUAUGAUGGCAGCUAUGUUCCGGGGAGACUUCAGAGAGAGCUCUGAAAAAGUGGUCCACUUUCCAGGAGUAUCCAGUGACUGUUUUCGUCAUCUUCUUGUCUAUCUGUACACUGACUGUUUGGAUCCUACUGUUAAUCCCAACAACUGUCUUGAACUUCUGGAACUAGCCAAUCGACUGUGUCUUCCUCGACUAGUUGCUCUUGUUGAACACAAAGUGAUUCGGGAACUGAAUAAGAUGGCUGAAAAUGGAAUCGACUCCACAGAACAUGCUAUUAGACUUUUAGAACCUUGUCAGAUACACAAUGCAGAUCAGUUGGCAGACUGGUGUUUGUACAAUAUAUCGGUCAGUUACAACGAGAUAUGCCGUAAAAGUGUGAAACUAUUAAGAACUCUUCACCCAGAAAAUCAAGCUUACCUGAACCGAAACAGAUGGCCACCAGUAUGGUAUCUUAAAGAAUAUGAUUACUAUGAGCGAUGUCUUCGAGAGCGAGAGUGGCAAGAAAAUCCGCCCAAAGCUCUCAAACGGCAUAGAAACAGCAAUGGGAGCAGUGGGUGUCUUUGUUUUUCUGGAAAAAGUCGUAGAGAUGAAUCUAAACGUGAGUAUCGCACAGUGUAGAAACUUCAAGUGUUUUCCUCAUGAAAAACGAAACCCUCAAGACCUGUAAUGGACGUGGAAAGAUGUUCUUGAAUAUCAGUUUUUUUUUGCCAUUUCUUUUGACUUUUAUAAUGGAGAAUUCUACACCUUAUUUUUUUGUUGGUGGCAAUUCCCUCACUGAAUAAUAUGCUUGAUUCAGCAGUACUGGUGAGAAAUGUGAAAUGUGUAAUAAUGUAACAUGCUUGUGCAACUGAUGACUGUCAGCAUUUCAAAAACAUUUUUUUAACAUAAAAAAGUAAAAAUAUAUAUAUAUUUUAGAAAUGGCUUUUAAAGACUGUUUUAGAUAUCUGUUUGUAGUAGAAUGUCCAGAUUGUACCAUUUAAAAAACUAAUUGCACAAAAUUUCUGAAAGAAAACAAUCACGAACAAAACCAGCUUAAGACAGUAAUAUUAAAUGUGACCUUUAGAAGAAAUUAAAUCCUGAAAUCUGAAUACACAUGUAAUUUGACAAAAUUAAAACUAUAGUACAUGAGAACACACAUUUCAUUUCAAAGAUGUGACAAUUACAAACCUUUUUCUUCACUAAAGUCAACAAAUACAUAGUUGGUUUCAAAGAUGUAACAGUUAACAACCUGUCUUUUUUCCAACCAAGUUAGAACAGUCAACUAACAAACAUACAGUUGGCUACAAAGAUGUAACAAAUUACAAAUUUAGCUGUUUUUAUUUUUCACCCAGAUUACAAUGCUAAUAAACCAAUAAGUACAUAACUGGUUUGUAAGAUGUAAUAAAUACCAAACUAUCUUUUUUAACCCAUUUAGAACACUAAACAACAAACUGGUUUCCGAAAUGUAACAAUUACCAAAAUAUUUUUCCUUCACUCAAAUUGAACACUAAACCAACAAAUACAUAGUUCCAGAAAAGUAAUGGUUACCAAACUCUUUUUUUUUUUUUCAUCAAACAUUAUAAUGGUAAACCAACAAGCAUGCAGUUGUUUCAAAGAGGUAGCAAAUUACCAGUUUGUCUUUCUUCACACACACACAUAGUAAAACAAUCAUUCUAAAAGCAUACAGUUGGUUUGAAAGAUGUAACAAAUUCCAAGCUCCCUUUCUUCAUUCAACUUACAAAAAGUCGGACUACAAACAUACAGUUUGUUUUUAAAUUAACUAACAGUUAUCACCCUUGAUUUUUGUAAUUGGACAAGAACAUUCAACCAAUAGAAACUUGGUAAAACUUGAACUACUAGGGUAGUAUAGUAGACAGUGUUGUAAAUUAUAGUUAAUUGUUGUAAUGCUGCAAACAAUUGCAAAUAAAAAAAAUGUUUGUGGUAAUAAUCAAUUGUAAAUUUAAAAGAUUUUUGUGGUCUUGAAAACCUAAGUGUAAGAAGAAAAUGAUGAAGCUUCUUUUCUACUCAUUACUGGAAGCUUUUUAACCUGUGUUAUGGGUAAUGUGACUUUGUAUUGUGUAGCUUUAGUGAUGGUGUGGGUUUUCUUGUAGCAGUAUUGUGCCAUUUAUUGACCAUAACAUUUUGUGCUCAAUUGCUCAUUAAAUUCUAAACUUGUUUGGAAAAUAUGACAAAGGCUUUUUGAUGCAGAAAAGUCUACCAUAAUUUUUUUUUAUAUCAUUAUUAUUAUUUUUGUAUAAUAAUUGUAACAAGUGUAUACUGAAAUUGUGAUUGUUUGUCUGUCAUUGAUGUUGAUACUAUUUGGUUAUUAUCCUUAAUAGAUGAACAGAAUUAUUUUCACAUCAAUUAACCCAAAAAGAAAAAAAAAAUUGUUAAGUAAAUUUUAAUAUGAAAAAUACCAAAGUCCUCUUAGUUCUUUACUGGCUCAUGUUUUUAUAAAAAGUUUUUUGGUGUGUUACUAGAAUUUUAAUUACAUAUUGGAGAAGAUUUUUCUUGUUAAUUGACAUUCUUAUAUUAUUUAAAUUGUAACCAAAUGUAUAAUUCUACUUUAUAUGAUAUAUUUUUUUCACUCUGAAGAAUGUCCUCUAAUCUAAACACAAACAGCAUUUUUUAUCGUUUUUAAAAUUUUGGGACUAAGAAACAGUGGUUAUGAUCACACUAAAGCCAUUAAGGGGUUUUCAUUUCCCUGGAAGUGUUUUUCAAUGGGAAAACGUAGAAGCUAGUCAUUAUAUGCUUGUUACCUCUCAAUCUCAAUUAUGACUCAAACAUAAAUGUACAAGAUAUUUUACAUUAUGAUAAAAUGUCUCGCUUUUUUUUUUUUUUUAAAUUAAAAGUAACUUUCUCAGAUGUAUUUAUAUUUGCAGCUGUUUAAAAUUCCAGUUUUUAAAAUAACGUAACUCUAAAAGACGUUAAACUAUAUUAUUUUAUCAGCGUGGGGUUCAAAAGAAUAUUUUUCCUACAACAGCAUAACUUUAUGUUGAAUCUGUUUUGAAAAACUACAAGCUAUUUUGAGAAAGUUAGCAGUAGCACAUUGUUUAGGGAGAAUUGUAGAUUAAACUUGGUGCUUUCAAAAGAACACACAUUAAAAUCAUACCAUGAUCAUCACAAAGUUACUGUUGCUAUUCACAAGAUCUUCACGUCUGUUGUAGUGAUUUCACUUUUUCUAUUGUCAUAUAUUCAAUUUCUAAGCAACAUUAUACUGUUUGUCAUAUCACCAUGUUUCUAGUUUGUUUUAGGUCACUUUAAAAUAAUGUCGUUCCUUGCUUAUGAAUAUUUUUAGGUAUUAAGCAUAAAUAUACAUUAAGGACCAUGAUAUAAGCAUACAUAGCUACAAAUGCAUCUUUUAUAAUUGUAUAAAAAUACUUAAAAUAUAUUCCCACUCCUUGAUUUAGAAAAACCUGAAGAAAGUAUAUUCAGUUAAUUGAUGCAACGAAGCAUCCAGGAGUAGUUAUAAUUUUUGCCCAGAUUUGUAUUUCAAUCUCCUUACAGAAAAUAUCACACCUAUACUGACACAAUUUUAUGUAGAACUGAAAAUAAAACUUACUCCCUGUAUUUCAUAUACCAUUUUAUGAAAGCUUUAUUACUAUUGUGAUGUGGUUCCAUGUAUUGUGCUUUGUUCAUGUUGACUUAUUUUAAAAUAACAUAGAUUUCAAAGUUAUGGUUUGAGAAGUAUAGUGGAAAAUUAUCUUAAAAAGAAUUAGCCUUUUAUGAAGUCAUGGUCAGAAAAUUCACCAUUUACCUAGUAAUAACACUUAAUUUUUCUAAACAAGUAACUUGUUUCAAUAAUUACAUCAAGCAUCACCUUGUAUGGGUCUCAUUUUUUACUUUAAUAACUGUAAUUCCUAUGAAGUCUUGCCACUAAGUGGCUUUGCUUGGAAACAGUAACCACUAGAGCCAUGUUAGUUUAGUGUUAGUGGUUGUAUAAUAAGUUUUCAUAUUUUCCACCUUUGUGGUUUUUGCAUUUGAAAGUUUCUGCUUGUUAAUAUUUAAUGUAAUGAUUAUUGUAAUGAAGGCUCUAUUUAAUCUUUAGUCCUAUAAAAUUGAGUGGUGUGUGUUAGCUUUGUUUUAAGUUCAAGUUCCAGUCAGUGCUGUAUUUAACUUCUUUUUUUUGCGAGAUUUUCUUUAUUGAUUUAAUAAUUCUACCAUUAGCUGUGAUGGUUUUAACACUUGGGCUCUAAGUUACACCAAGUGAUGUUGCUGUAUUUUGUACUGAACCGUGUGUGGUGUGGAGCACAAACCUGCCAGGGUUGAUAUGGCUGGACCAUCCCACCCGGCAACACUUGUGUACUACAUUGCUGAGUAUUUUUUGUGACAAUAAAUGGCUUUUUAAGCAAAUUUAAUGUAA